AUGAACAAGAAAGAUAAGAAAAUCUAGGAGAAGAAAGAAAAGGAAGCCAAGAGACAGUAACUGUUGGCUGCAUUGGCUAAAUCCUAAUUGACACAAGAAUAGAUGAAUCAACUCAACAGUAUAAAGGAUGCCACAAGUAGCAAAAGAGACCGUAAGCAUUCUGUGGGAAAUCACAUGGAGGAAGAAGUCAUUAAUGAAAAUAAGGAAGAAGCUCAAUAGGAUAGCAAUAGCAAAUAACAAGUGAAUAUAUUUCAGACCACUGUAUAUGAGAAUGAGAAUCCAAUCCAGAUUCAACAACAUGAGUCUCAUUAAAAAAUGUCUGAGGCAGAACGCUUAGAAAUCAUGGCCAAAUAACUGUUCCCAGACAUUAGUUUAGAGUCAUUUGAUUAAAAAAGAAUCCCAAAAGGAUAGGUUUAAGCAUAACCAAGAGAAUUGAUAUCAGAAUAUGAUCCAGAGAAGGAUGAUAUUUACGACAUUGAUCCAUAAUCAAUUACAAAUUACGAUACCUUGCUUACAGAUAUAAAUUCAUUCAAAAAUUAAUCAAUAAAUAGAGAUGAAAAUAUUAUCAAACAACGAGCCUAAUUACCAAUUUUAAUAUAAGAGAAUGACAUCAUUGAUGCCAUUAAAGGCAAUCUAAUUACAUUAAUAUCGGGAGAAACGGGGUGUGGUAAGAGUACUUAAAUUCCUUAAUUUCUAUAUGAGGCAGGAUUCACAGAAUUUGGUGCAAUUGCAAUCACACAACCAAGAAGAUUGGCAGCAAUUUCAUUGGCAUAAAGAGUGAGAGAUGAAACUGGAUUUACUAUGGGCAAAGAGAUAUCUUAUUAAGUUAAACAUGAAUCUAGUGGAAUUGAUGUUGAUCGAAUGAAAAUGAAAUUUAUGACUGAUGGUAUUUUAAUAAACGAAAUGCAAACAAGUGUGAUGGUACCAUAGUAUUCUGUAAUAAUUAUUGAUGAGGCUCAUGAAAGAAAGGUAAACAUAGAUUUGCUGAUCGGAGUGUUAUCAAGAGUAGUUAUUGCAAGGGCAAAGAUGAAUAAACCAUUAAGGUUAGUUAUCAUGAGUGCCACUUUAAGAUUGGAUGAUUUCUUAAAUAAUAAACUAGUAUUUCCAAGAGCUCUCAAUCUCAUCAAAAUUUAAACUCGUCAAUAUCCAGUACAAAUAUAUUUCAAUAAAGUGACCAAGGAUGAUUACGUUUCGGCAGCCAUUGAAAAGUGUGUUAAAAUUCAUUAGACACUGCCCCCAGGAGAUGUUCUAAUAUUUCUGACUGGACAGAAAGAAAUCCAUUAGUGUUGUAGCAUAUUAAAUGAUAAAUUACAAUAAGGAACGAGAAAAUAACAAAUAGAUGAAGAAUACUCCAAUAGUGAAGAAGAAAAUCAAUAAUAAUUAAAUUAAUAAGAUAAUGAAGAAGAAGUAUAAUAAUAAUAAGAAGUAUAAUAAUAAUAAUAAGAAAUAUAAUAAUAAUAAAUAGAUGAUAAGGCUGAUUAUUUAGAAUUAAAAAAUCUAGUUGGAACUGUUUAAAUGACAUAGAAUAAUGCGUUUAAAAUUGAUUCAGACUUAUCAGAUUUUAUUGUAGUUCCACUUUAUUCUAAAUUAGAUCUUAAAAAUUAAUAAAUCAUAUUCCAUAAUAAUCCAACUAAAAAAAGGAUGUUUGUUAUUGCCACUAAUGUUGCAGAAACUUCAAUCACAAUUCCAACUAUACGUUAUGUUGUUGAUGCUGGAAAACAAAAAAGGAAAAUCACAGACUCCAAAAUUGGAUUAGAAAAACAUGUUAUUGGAUGGAUAUCUUAGGCAGCUGCCGAUCAAAGAAGUGGAAGAGCAGGUAGAACAGGUCCUGGUUAUUGUUAUAGGCUAUAUUCAACUGCUGUUUACUCAAAUCAAUUCUAAAAAUUCGACAAUCCAGAAAUCACUUAAAUCAGUUUGGAUCAUGUCAUCCUACAAAUGAAAAGCAUUGGAAUCAAAGAUGUCUAUAAAUUUCCAUACUUGACAAAUCCAGAUAUAAAAGAAAUCAAAGAUAGUCUUGGUAAUUUGAUCAAAUUGGGAGCAAUGAAAGUCAAAUAAGAAACUAAUUCUGAUAAUUCAAACAUUACACAAUUAGGUAUCAUAUUGUCUUAAAUACCAUUAAGUCCAAAAUAUGGUAAAUUCCUCCUAUAAACAAGAAUAAGGAAUUUGCUUUAAUAUGGCAUUUUGUUGGUAUGCAUCUUAAGUGUUGAAGAAAUAAUCAAUAAAUCAGUGUUUCAAGUUCAUACUCAAAUUUAAGCAGAUGAUAACGAAUAAGAUGAAAUCAAGCAGUUGGAAUAAGAAUAAAAACAAUAAUAACAAUAAAUUAAAGAUCAAUUCUAAUCAUAUAAAAAUUUGAAAGCUUUUAUAGAAAAGCAUGGUGAAGGAUAUAAAAUAAGUGACUUAAUAUAUUUAAUGAAUAUUGUUGGAACAGCAAUAUCUUAGAUUAAAGAUGGUCAAGAUAUCUAAUAUUAAAUUAAUUAAUUGUCUUAGCAAUACCAUUUUAUUAGUAAGUCAUUCAAAGAAAUCUAUUAUAAUUUGUUACAGAUUCUUGAAAUUUUGAAUGUUAUAGUGGAAGACAAAACCAUAGUAACUCAAUGUGUUUCUGCAAUUAAAUAGUAUUAACGACCAUCAAGAGAAGCUCAACUCGUAUUGGCUGAGUUAAUAGUGUAAACAAAUGGGUUACAUAAAGUGGCAAAAUUAUAGUGUAAACUAGAUCCAGAAAGAAAUAUCAAUCGUUAUUAUUAUACUACUAGAGAAUAUGAAUAGGUACACAUACAUCCAACAAGUAUAUAUUAUGGAAAAUAGAACUGCGAAUAUAUAUCAUAUUGUCAACUGCUGACUUUCGGAGAACAACAUUCAUAAAUCACCACUCCUAAAGUUUAUAUGGUAAAUCUAACUGAAGUACCAAAUAAGUCUCUCCUAUAUGAUUUGGACACUCGAUCUAGUUAAUUAAAGAAGCUUACAAUCUAUGAAAAUAGUGAGUAUUACGAUUCAAAGAAUGAUAGAAUGAUGUGCAAAGGAAGUGCUGUAAUAGAAAAUUCUUGGGUUUUAGAGGAGAUAGAGAUACCAUUCCCUAAGGAUUAAUUGGGAUUUUAUUCAAAAUUUGCAAGAUUUCUGUAUUCUGGAGAAAUAUUGUAGUUCUAUUAGAUACUCUAAAAAUAUUACAAAUAUAAGGUAUCAGAAAUUAGAGAAUCAAAUAUGCAACCAUAUUCAUAAAAAAUAAUAAAGGCACUCAUGUUCAAUGAGAUAACAACCAAGAAUGAUCUCAUUAAGAAAUGGUCGAAAGAUAAACAAUUUCUACUUUAAGAAUGUCUUGACUUUGUAUAGGAAGCUUAUCACUAGCUCAUAAAGUCGAAAUGGCCACCAAUUGAAUGA
Paramecium tetraurelia is the source of this 3372-nucleotide messenger RNA. RefSeq lists its product as uncharacterized. Lineage: Eukaryota; Ciliophora; Oligohymenophorea; Peniculida; Parameciidae. The record is from RefSeq and is a predicted model, not a curated record. The transcript has 5 exons. Gene Ontology annotation, molecular function: RNA binding. Gene Ontology annotation, cellular component: intracellular anatomical structure; nucleolus. Gene Ontology annotation, biological process: maturation of SSU-rRNA from tricistronic rRNA transcript (SSU-rRNA, 5.8S rRNA, LSU-rRNA).